UAUGAUUUUGACUUUCGGCCUUAGGAGUCCUCGGAGUUGGGAUUGAUUGUCCGUGUCUAUUUAUAUAUGUAGGCACUGCCAGGUAGGUAGAUCUAGAACGAUAAUAUCAUGCGAGUACGAAGUAACUUUUUAAAAUUGUGGUAAAACAUCGGAUCCGGUAUAUCAUGAAGCUUCAAUAAGGUUUUGAUAUUGACUCCGAGGAAAAUGGAGAAUGGAGUGGUGGUGCAGCAUCCUUGGAGAGGAAAAUCAUGUCAUCUUACCAAGGCGCUGCUGACAUGAGCCAGUUUGCUUUGGUGGUGAUUGUUACAACAUCCUUCUGUAUAUGUCUAUCAGAUACCUACCUACCUUAUCAUUAUUGUGAUCGCACAACACGAUGGAAAGAAAUCGGUUCACUUCUUCCUCGACUGCUCAAUACCUACCUAGGUACCUAGUAGAUAGAUACCUAUCUUAAACAUUCAAUAUCGCCUGGAGCUUGUGCAACAUGGAGUUAAGAGAUAUCUCAGCCGUUUAGUCAAUCCUCGCAACAAAAGGGGCAUAGGGAAGUAGGUAUUAAUAGCAAUCGAUUCUGCACGUAUAUCUACCCAGGUAUUCGGAGAUAUCAAUAAAUAGCUGUCGAGAACUUAGAACACAGCUAGAGCCUUUAUCGAUUACAGACUGGGGAUCUCUCGUCCCGGCUCUCUAGGCGAAUCGUGGGAGGGCACGUGAAAGGGAAGGCAAAGGACGAGAAGGAUCCGUGCCAGCCAGCUCAUCGCUACUCCGUACCACUACGACAUGAAUAAUUGCAGUCUAUCUAAUGACUAGGUAGUCAGUCUUCCAAGGUUAGGUUAUUCUCACAACCGAGUCAUGAAUCAUUGAUAUGCAGAGAAGAACUGAGUAGCAAGUGUUGAGUUGAAUAUAUAUAACCUUAGGUACUUGUUUAACAAUCUGCAUAGUCCGUAUUCUAGUCUCGUAUUGCUGUUGUUGAGCUCACGUGAAAGUGCAAGGUAAUGGUUCUGUGCGUACCUAUUCGUACAUAUAUUGAUUGUUCUCUCUGCGAUUUAUUACAUCGUAUAAGAUGUUCCAUGGGCUGGAGCUGGGGCUGGGGCUGGCUCAGCGGCAUCAGGGGUCUGUUCCAGGGGUUGGACAAUCAUUGGCUGCUAACACAUAACCUACUAUGAACAUUCGCGAUAUUCUCCAAAUCGUAGAUUUAGAACAUCAGAACGUUGAAAGAAAGUACCAAUUGAAGCUGCGACGAUAUAAGCAACUACAUUUCCACAGCUGGGUGGUCUAACAAUGAGAGGAACAAGGAAGUAGAGAAUGUAGGGAGAAUUAUAUGGGCAACAUCCCGUGACAGAAUGACAUCAUUUCCAGAUCCUCGUGCUGAAGGUAUAACAGAAAACUUCUCGCCCAUCGACAUUGAUGUGACUACGUACCCUGCAACCUUGAAACGCUCGCAUACCACCAACUCGAAAUCCGGUGUUCACUCUCGAGAGCCAAGUGCGAAUCAGUCCUUUUUCGCAGGACUCAAGGCCGCUUUCUCCGAAUCGCCUUCCCAGCCUGCCAAUCUAUCACCGCGACUCUACACAGGUAGUACGAGAGGGGGAUCGAUAGAUGCAGAUGCGAAGAGCCAUCACCGAAAUACUAGCAUCGUUCAUGGCAUACAGCGGUCCAGGAAUGGGAGCUUUGGGAGUUCAUCUACAAGCCCGCUGAGCCCGCAGAUGAUUGCUGCUGCAGGUGGAGAUUGGACAGAUGCAUCGGUCAUGGGCGAUCCGAAUUUCUCCUCCAGCGCAUCCAGCAUGACCAGCGGCACUUCUUUUAGCUCGAAUACAACAUUUGUCCCCUCCCGGAGCCCUUCAGCGGCCGAAAAUGCGCCAUCAGGCAGCGCGCAGAGAAAUAUGGAGCGUGGUAAUAGUAAUAGUGGGAGGAGUCGAAGAAAUCAUGCGCAUCAUCAUUCCCAUUCAAGACAUCAUAAGGACGAGUUGAAAACUGUUGGCGAGUAUGCUCUGCAUGUCUUGUUCACUUCAUUUAUUGCGCAAGCAGAGGAAAAGAUCUCACAGUGUGUUACUUUACCACUGGACCCAGAACCUCAAAUUGAACAUAUAUGCGGAAUGGGAGUAGACCCGGCAUUUGAUCAACUGAUCUCUGCUUUGGGUCAUAUCGCAAGCCAAAAACCUAAGCCUCUUAUUGAUUCAAUGAUGCUAUGGCGAAAGAACAAGAGUGACGCUGCCAACGAGGCUAGGAUUCAGCUUCAACAGUCUCGCGGCAAUUUACUCCCAGGUCAACUCCCGCGGAGGAACACUGAGCCGCCUCAUAUGCACCAAGACGAUCUCAUGGCUGGUCUGCCAACUAUCGCUGCGCGGCAAGAGUUUGUCGCCCAAGCAGAACGACGAUCAACUGCUUCAAUAUUUAUACUGUGCCGAGUCUUAAUGGAAGUCAUUGGCCAAAGUACCUUGGCUCGUAUAACUCCUGAGAUGGAAGAAAAGCUAGAAGGAAUUAUCUUCGGACAACUGAAGAUCGCCGAUGCAGAUCAACUGAGUACCUCGCCUCUCAAGAUGGCCAACUGGUUUUUGUUCAGUCAAUUGCUUGGCGUUAUGGCUGAGAUCAAUUUUGAUAGUGUCACUGAUCGCUUCAUAGCAGACCUCGAGAAGUCGCAGAAGGAUCUAGUGAUCAAAAGUCCAGUAAACAGGGAUAUCGAAGGGCGAAUGGUCUUAGUUCUCGGUGGUAUGAAGCACAUUCGUCUCAAGACAUAUCCUGAGGAAGCGUGGGAUCAAUCUUGCGAUUUCAUGAUUAAUCUUGGUAAAUUCUUUCUGAAAUCUCAUGGGCAACAACUAAAAUAUGCCUAUUGUAUGGCGCUUGAAAUACUUCUUUUGCCAAUUGCUGCCACAGCAAACACGGAGCUCAAUAUGCCGAAGUGGACGGAAGUGUUAGCAACCAUAGGUCCGAGACUGGCUUCGAUGUUUAUUAAACCUCGUCACUGGGCUGUUGCAUUUCCACUGACAGCGACGUUGCUCUGUGUUUCGCCCACAGAUACCUUCUCAACACAAUGGCUACAGCUAGUAUUACCCCUGCAGGCAAAAAUGAAGGAACCAAGAACUAGACCAAUUUGUCUACAGGUGAUCUCGAGGCUUGUCUGGACCUAUUUGCAUCGCACAAAUGAACCUACAAAUGCCACAAUCAAAAAGCUAGAAGAUGUCAUGAGACUUGUAUUACCUCCUGGAAAGAAGUCCUACAUCUCAACGGAUUCAUCAAUCAUCGAACCGCUAAUCCAGAUUAUACGCAUCAUUGGCUUUAAGUAUCAAGAUUUCUGCUUCCGAACGAUAGUCUUCCCCUUAAUCAAUGCAGAUUUGUUCGCUUCUGGGCGGGAACUCAAAGUCGAACAGCUAGAACCAGAAAAAAUGGUUGUAGGGAUUCGAGCUUUUCUUGCCAUCAUGUCAGAUCUAGAGAAGGGCGAACAAGGCUGUCCGCCAUUUCCACAGCACUACUCACCGUUGCCGGUGUUCGAAAGGAUGCCGACUUCACCCAUUAUGACAGCACCUCGCAGCCCCAUUACCCCAUCUCUAGUAGUUCCCAACCGCGAAGAAAGACUUUCUCGACCCGUGAUUACUAACACUCUCGGUGACGUUGCCAAAGAAUAUUACGCAAAGUUUUGUGAAAUUUUAGGAAAAAUUACUAUCAUUUGCGACAAUACUUUUGGGGGUCAAGCCGUAUUGGAUGAAAAGUUCAAUGGACCCAUACCCAAAACUCCACUGGCUGAGAGCUUCAACUUUCGCCGAGACGACCACCUAACUCCGUCAGAGCAAAAACAAGGAUUCUACGAGCUAUUGCAUGUUGCAGUGCAAGCACUCCCUAGGUGUUUAUCGGCCGAUAUACCAUUUAACAUUCUCGUGAAUCUUCUUUGCACCGGCACCGCUCACGUGCAGUAUAAUAUUGCAGAGUCAUCGGCACAGUCUUUGAAAUCAAUCGCUAGACAGUCUCACGCUCAGCCAGUGACUAUUGGGUUUGCUCGUUUUAUCUUCACUUUUGAUGACAGAUAUUCUACCAUGUCUGAUGGUGGGAUGCUUGGCCCUGGUCACAUCGAGAAUACUUUGAAGCUCUACGUGGAGCUACUUCAGAUCUGGAUUGAAGAGAUCAAAAACAAAAUGAAAGACGCUGCAUCAGAUAUCUCAGAAGAUGGUUCAGCCGAUAAGAGGGGCGUUCAACUAGAUCUAUCUGGGAUCUGGGCACAUGUUGACGAGGUUGAGUCGCAUGGCUUGUUCUUCUUAUGUUCACAGUCAAGGCGAGUACGUGCCUUUGCAGUCACAGUCUUGCGCCUGAUCACAGAAUUUGACACUGCUUUGGGUAAGGAUAAUGGCCGACUGAUACAUAUUCUUGAAGGGGAUGCCAAAGGAGUAAUGGAUUUCAAUGACGAGACCUUGUCUGUUGCAGAGCGAAGUAGAUUACAACGUGGCUUACAGAAGACAGACCUGACAGAAAGGAAUGAGAGUGAUUUGAUUGAGCUUUGCAGCAGCGAUGUGUCUUACGACACAACUCUAUGGUUCAAAAUCUUUCCAAAUUUGAUACGAAUCAGUUACGAUCGUUGUCCGUUCGCUGUGACGCUGGGACGCGAACUAAUUUGCAAUCGAAUCCUUCAGAUGUACCGAGGUAUCGUUGUAUUAUCAGAAGCAAAUCGUGGCCCGCAAUAUGGCUACGACACUGGAAGCGGCCGUUUAUUGUCAAGAUCAUCAACCACUCCACCAGAAGUACUGAUUGAACAGUGGAAACUUUAUCUCAUCGUGGCAUGCACCACGCUCUCUGACAAGGGUGGCCAGCAGCAAUCAUCGCCGCCAAUAACGCAACACUAUCGAAAGGGGUCGAAGCCAAAUCAAACAUUAGAGAAAAUCACUUCCGCAAGGAUUCUCUUCAAGUACCUUAUUCCAUUACUCUCAGUGGGUCCGGCUUCAAUUCGAGAUGCAGUGGUCGUGGCACUUGGAGCGAUCAACAUUAAUAUCUACAAAACACUACUAGAAGAACUACAAGGAGUAGUAAGCCGAUGUAACGAUGAUGCACGCGCUCGUAUUCAUCAACGGAGUUCUAGUAGCCCUAGACGAAACAGAAGAACUGAUUUGCUAAGAACUGAAGUCACUCAUGUAUACAAAUUAACAGCUUCGUUCCUGAAAGAGAAGGAGAUCUACGAAGACGAUUGGAUCCUAAACAACCUUGUCAUCUACACAAAGGACCUCAAAAUUUUCCUCAUGGACGGAGAGGUUCAGCUGGAUUGGGAGUUCCAAAAGCUCCGUCGUCACUACUGUGGAUUGAUGGAAGAGCUCUUUGAGGGUAUCAAUCUUACCAAAGACCCUUCUCGGUGGAUGACAUUCGAGUCCAGGAAGUCUUCCUUUGCUCUUAUGGAGGACUGGUGCGGCUAUUCCCCGAAUCAGAAUCAGAUACGACAGCGAGAAGACAAUAUGAGACAAUCCAUGAUUAACCAACAAUCACUUGGUGAACGGGGAGUUGUAACGGCUGCCAUGGAAAUCGAGAAAAGGAACCUUCGAACUGCAGCUCUUAGCGCAAUGGCUGCAUUAUGUGGAGGUCGUGUCAGCAUAACAACAGAAAGUGGAGCCAAUCUGCAAUUCGACAUUCGACGUAUGCUCUCCUGGGUGGAUACUAUAUUCAACACUGGCAGUGAUCGGAUGCAUGUUAUCGGGCGACGAGCUUUGAAAAACUUGAUAGUACACAACAAGGAAUUUCCCUACCUUCUAGAGCAUUCUAUCACGAGGUGCUAUCUUGCGGAAGCAGCCAAAGUACUCCAGAGCUAUUUUGGAGUCGUGACCGAGGUGCUCAUUGAGUAUCCGGAUUAUCCAAUGCCCUUCUGGAGAUUGCUGGGUAUUGGACUGUAUACACUUGGAAGCGAAUUGGGCGAUAUCCGCAUCAAGUCUGCCCGUAUACUUCGUGCUUUAGAGGAGAGACAGCAACGAAGUUCUAAAAUACAAGACUUUGACAUCAGCAUUUCAGAUAAAACAAAAGCAGUUUACAAGCUCGCCCAAUUCGAAAUAUCGAAACGAUUGUCAACCAACCAUUCCGAAUUGGCAUUUUUGAUUUUCUCUGAGUUCACUAUGUAUUUCAAAGAGCUGCAGGCUGGGCCACAAAGAAAUAUGGUUGCCGCUAUUCUGCCGUGGAUUCAAAUCAUAGAACUACAACUGGAUCCGAAUGGCGGCCCAACUGCGCAAUCGUAUGUUCUGUUGGCAAAUCUGUUUGAGAUAACGAUUAGAUGCAGUAGCACUCUUCACAAUGAAGUACAGGCUUUGUGGCAAGCGCUUGCCACAGGCCCUCACGCUGGGAAUGUUCAAUUAGUACUAGAUUUUAUCAUGUCAUUGUGCCUCGACAGGCGAGAACAAAAUUUUGUGGAGUAUGCAAAGCAAAUUGUGGUGUUCUUGUCCAGUACUCCUGCUGGCGGUAAAGUUGUGGAAUUUUUGUUGAUGCAGAUCACGCCGAAAGCGAUGGUUCCCAAUGAGAAACGCGAGUUUUUGCCACCUCCACCUGAUGUUGGAAAGCUGCCGUAUAUGGCAGAACUCUCGGAGGCGUUGCCGAUUGGAAAUAAACAAACAGGACUCUCGUUGGGUCAACUAUCUCUCAUACUACUCGUCGAUUUGAUGGUAUCACCUGUUCAGCUUGUAGCAGACAAUGUUCCUCUUCUUUUGCAAGUAGUGACUGUCCUCUGGGAUCAUUACAUACCGCUGGUACAAGAACAAGCUCGAGAAAUGUUGAUUCAUUUGAUACAUGAGCUGGUAAUUUCUCAGAUUGAUGACGAGAGUACUAACCCAAGUAAGAAUUCAAUCGAGGAUUUUAUUGAGUCAAUUCGCCGUCAUGAUCACAAAGUUAUCUGGCAUUACGACGAUAACAGCGGCAAGGUAUACGACCAAGAGAACAAAGUUCCUCCAGGUAUGGAGCUCCUCACCGGUGAGGUAGUGAGGGAUUUUGAAGUGAAAUAUCCUGGAAUUCAAGAGCAGUGGGCCAAGUUAUCGUUGACUUGGGCAACAUCUUGUCCUGUCCGACAUCUUGCAUGUCGAUCAUUCCAGGUUUUUCGAUGCACUCUCACUUCACUCGACCAGUCUAUGCUUGCUGAUAUGUUGAUAAGACUUUCAAAUACCAUUGCCGACUUGGAAAAUUCUACUCAGUUAUUUUCUAUUGAGAUACUCACAACAUUACGAACGCUCAUUCGUAAACUCGAGCCUGCUGACUUACUCACUUUCCCUCAACUCUUUUGGACAACAUGUGCUUGUCUGGAUACGAUAAAUGAACAAGAAUUUUUAGAAGCUGGGCAUAUGCUCGAAGAACUUCUUGCAAAACUUGACUUGGAUGACCCCUCUGUUAGAGAUUUACUUGCUGAGGGAAGACCUACGAACUGGGAAGGUUCCUUCGGAGGAGUUCAAGCUUUGGUUUACAAGGGUAUUCGCUCAUCAGCCUGUCUUGAUAUGACACUCGCAACUCUCAAUAAGCUCGUUACAUUGCCGAGCGACGAGCUUAUCGGAGACGAUAGUCGAUUGUUAUUUGCGGUGUUGGCUAACUUCCCUGGCUUUCUAAAUGCUAUGGACCAACCAAAUAUUGAUCAGAAAAGCAUACAAACUGCCGAGAUCCUCGCAGGUGUUGCAGAAGCGCAAGGCUGUAGCACUAUCUCACGGGCUCUUAUUGGGUUCGCUGGAUCGCGUUACCGUUCUAGCAAAGAUUUCCUGGCGCAACUAGUUUCUGCUCUUCGCGAGUCGUUCUUCCCGAAAUGGGAAUUCCGCAGUUUGACAUUCGUCAUGGGCUCUCUAACAAAUAGCAUACCAUGGUAUAAGUUGAAGACGAUGCGCAUUUUAUGUGCUAUCAUUCCUGACAUCGACAUGAAAAAGCCGGAGAUCGCUUCUCAUGGGCCUGAUCUUAUCUCGCCUCUGCUAAGACUGCUUCAAACAGAGUUUUGUAUGGAAGCUCUAGAAGUACUAGACAAGAUCAUGACCAUGACUGGAACUCCGAUGGACAAGCACCACCUGCGUAUGAGCAUGACGAGAUCUUCCUCAAGGGCAAUGAGGAAAGAAUAUGAUAACACUCAGAGCCUCUUUGGCAUCCCAGAGGAUUCCGGCUGGUCAAUUCCGAUGCCUGCGAAACAAGCUAGUAUCACAAGAUCUAAUGUUCAUGCUGUUUUUUACAUGUGCCAGAGUACCAAGAAUACGGAUCAUGAAGUUGCUGCGACCCCAGAUGUAGAAUUUCAUGUGGAUGACUUCCAAUACGGUUAUUUCCCGCAACCUGAGAGAACUGAGACUAUGAUGUCGGAUGAGGCUCGAGGUGAUGGCAAUAUUGGUGACCUUAUGAUGAAGCUUGACAGCUUGGACGACUUCUUCGAAGAUAGCCUGCAGAGUCCCACGAGCGAUGGCAGGUCAUCGAGAACCAUAACAGAAGUUGGUUUUUCGGGCGAAAAUUUUGAUUCCGCUGCGGCUCAGUUGUAUGACGAACAAACUCUACCUAUUCUUCAUCAGUCCCUCACUCAUUCAGCGACCAAUUCUACGUUUCAGAAUGGCUUUGCUGAUUUACGUCCAUCACGGGAAUCAAAUAACGCCAUGACUCCGGCUGCUUUCAAUCUCGUCCCCACCUCUAGACCGAGUCUACACGCGCGUGCUUUGACAUCACCUUCAACAUCAUCGGGUCAUCCCAAUAUAACUUACAUGUCAGACGACGACUUCAGUGAAGAUGUUUUCUCGGAUGGUGAAGAGGACCGUGCAACAACUUCAGGAGAAGGGUCAUUUUUCCUUGAGAAUAUGAUCAAGCCCCUUGCAGCCGGUACCCGAUUAGGCAUGCGACGACUCACUGGGGGUAGAUCACGAGAUAAUGAACGUUUUCGAGAUAGCCUACGAGCAGAAAGGAGAGGGAUUUCACAACCUCCUCGGUCGCCACGAGUACCCAAAGUCCCUACCGCGUAUCUUCAGCCGCAGAAACCCUUGAGUCCAGAUGAGGGUAUUUAAAACAAAACAAAAAGUGUUGUAUUGGUCUGUAUGGUGUUGAGAAUUAUAAUUCUUUUAUGACGAAAUUUAUGGAGGAUGCAAUUUUUGACGAGACAAUUUAAUGAAACGAGUUCGAAUUUUCUUCUGGAGUUUAAUGAAAUGAGAGCAAGCGGUAAACAAGGACUGUGUCUUGUCAAUUUGUCAUCUUGAAUUUCUGAAGUCUCAUCUUAGUUGCGUGGGAAUGAAAAUGGUAUGGAAGGAAAUUUCGAAUCGAUUUGGAUGAUGGCUGAUUAGAUCUAUGGAUGAAUUGUGUGCUUGUUGUGGAGUUCGUCGGGAAACAACUUGUGAUCACAAUCUAGCAUGGAUGAUAGGAUUUCUGUAUUGUUUGUAUGUACGAUAGUGUGAGCUCAGCUGCCUUGGGGUCGGCUAUUUGUAUUUGAUUGGUAGGCGAAGGUGAUGAGAAUACUACGAUCAUUUAAUUCUCGUGAAUGUGGCGGCGACUAGGUUUUAUAGUGAGCUUGCUUGUGUCUGUCUUGUGUCUAGUUUUUAUAUUGUGUGUGUGAAGGGGGUGGUCGGAAGUUUAGUGGUAUCAUGACUCCCGAUCAAUUUGUCUCAAAAAGCACGUCUCUAUGCCCCGUGUUUCAGUAGAAUAUACGAUCGAUCAUGCAUUGGGACUUUUAUGUACAGUGGAAAAGUUCAGAGACUCGAGGAUUCAUUUCCAUUGGUAGUCAUGUAGCUGGAGCUGGAGCAGAUUCGUUGUGUGCACCGUUCAGGCUCACUUUGAUCAAUAACACAUUCACAAGUUGAGAAAACAAUAGUAGCCGCUGAAUUUGACAAAGCAUAUGUAGGAAUGUAGGACGCAAAAUCUGGAGA
Messenger RNA from Botrytis sinoallii, 9800 nucleotides. RefSeq lists its product as uncharacterized. Gene Ontology annotation, cellular component: cell cortex; site of polarized growth. The transcript is spliced from 6 exons. NCBI's taxonomy places the organism in Eukaryota, Fungi, Ascomycota, Leotiomycetes, Helotiales, Sclerotiniaceae. Gene Ontology annotation, biological process: cell morphogenesis. The record is from RefSeq and is a predicted model, not a curated record. The coding region runs from base 1335 to 8948 and encodes 2537 amino acids.